Cyanistes caeruleus (blue tit) is the source of this 2163-nucleotide messenger RNA. The record is from RefSeq and is a predicted model, not a curated record. NCBI's taxonomy places the organism in Eukaryota, Metazoa, Chordata, Aves, Passeriformes, Paridae.
CCUAGAAGGAAGAAGUGAUAGGAUUUACUGCCUGAAUUUUGCUGUAGUCCAGAGAUUGCUUCCUGUAGUGUACGGGUACAAUGACCAGAAUCUUCAGCUUCACCUGUCCAAAAUUAGCCUCCUGACAUCAAGUGGGAAAAUUCUCUUUCUUGCCUGCUCUUUUUUAUCUCCUUGCUUUCACUACUGUCUCAGUCCAUGAUGGAGUUUGAUGUUUGAACUCUGCUUGGCAAACUAGGAUUUCAUAGGGACAUGGGCUGGCAUAGCAGUAUUUGAUUCCCACAUGAUCCCUAGACAGAAGAUAAGCACUUUGAAAUUCACUUCAGUAGAUGAGGAAUGCACUGGGUAACCUGGGAAAGAUGGUAGUCUUCCAGGAAGAUGCUUUCCAGCAGUGCUUUUGGCACUUGAAGGAAGCAUUUUUGGAAAGUAGCUGUGUCAGAGGAUGUCACAGACAGGCUUUUCCAAUCUCUCCCAUGGCACCGAGUUCAUGCAUUCUGUCCAAGGUGCCAUUUACAUGCCAAUAUGUUCUGUUGGUCACCCUCCUGGAGUUCAACAACCAGGCCAACCACACACUCUUUGAUGGGGCCCUGGGAGUGAGUAGGCACCUCUGUUGGUAAGAAGACUUCAUCAGGUUUCAUGGAAAAGCUUUGAAGGUUCUGUCCUUGUAUGCUCAAGCUGAAUGAAGCGGAAUUUCUGCAAGGUGUAGUGGUUUCAAACAGCAGUGUCUAGUUUAAUUAUGAGAAGCCCUCUUGGUAAUCACACUCAACACCUGCUGCCAUUUUUUUACUUCAUUUUACUAAUGAGAAAGUAUUUAAUUAUGUUGUCUUGUCAUUUUCCUUUUCAAGUGCUAGUAAUGGGCCCAGGGAUAAGUUUGUCAUUAAGAACUUUGAUUUGGUUCAAAGGUUCUGGCUUGAACUUCUGACUUGGUCUUGGAUGAGCUGCUUGGUGUCUCUGGACCCUGAUUAUUCUUUUGUAGUGGCAAUAAAUGCAUCUUUUUCACCUUUUGUCUAGUCAGUGUUAGCCAAGUGAAACGGAAGCUGGCAGAUGGCAUCUGAUCACUUCCUGUGAACACAUUAGAAGAGAGGGAGAAGAGCUACUUAAGCUAAGCAACAGUUCUGGCAGAACAAAUGCCUAUAAAUAGAAGGGGAUAAAUUUGAGAUGGAAAUUCAAAGAAAGUUUCUUCUCAUCAACUGUUGAACAGUUGAGCAGUCUUCCAAGAUGAGUCAAGGUUGAGAAAGACCUGGUACAUAAGUAUUUCCCAGAAAUUGCAUCAUUUUACCUCAUGAGACAGUGAAAUCCGAGUGGAAAGAAGAUGAUGGGGAUCAUUAGUAGUUUUGCCAGGUUGCCAGAUGGAUGCCAGAGACAAGCAGCUUUUACGCUCCCUGCGCCUGGAGCUCUGCACAGAGGUGCUGGUGGAUGGACUUGUUAUUCAGUAUCUCUACCAAGAGGGGAUUCUCACGGACAGUCAUGUUCAAGAAAUAAAAGCCCAAACCACUAGCCAGAGGAAAACCAUGAUGCUCCUUGAUAUUCUCCCUACCAGAGGACCCAAAGCUUUUGACGCGUUCUUGGAUUCCUUACAGGAGUUCCCGUGGGUUAAGGACAAGCUGAUGCUGAAGCGGAAGGAAAUGACAAUACAAGAUCCUUCAGACAUACCUGAAGUUGCACCAUGCAUUUUGAAGAUGUCACCGACUGAUCAGCAGUUGAACAAGCUGGCGAGGAGGCUGGGACCUGAAUGGGAGCAUAUAGUUUUGUGCUUGGGUUUGUCCCAUACUGACAUCUAUCGAUGUAAAGUCAAUCACCCUCACAACCUGCAGUCACAGAUCGUAGCUGCAUUUGUCCUGUGGAAACAGCGUUUGGGGAAAAAAGCGACAAUCCAAAGACUGCACGCCAGUCUGAUGGCAGAGGAAGUGGAUCCUUCGGUGAUACAGUACAUGCUUGAGUGAAAACAUGCUAUUUAUUCAGUGCUUCCACACAUUUCUAUAAAUUAAGUGAAGAGGAUGGAAAUGUAUGUUGAAGAUCGGAUGUCUCAAACUGUAAAAAAUGUGAGAUUGGGAUCUGUGAUUUUAUUAAGCUUAAACAUUCCAGUUUUCUGUGGCAUCUUAUGACUUGUAAUUCUUUUCAUGCCAGAUUAAUUUUUAGCAGACAUUAAAAAAUGGAUCACUCUUU